GCGUGUCAACGCCCGCUUCCGAGAGUGCCCCCACGUGCCGAUGGGUUCGGGAUCGUCCUGGGCCGACGUCGUGAUGGACACGGACACCGACAUGUAUCUCUCGCUUAGUGACGUGAAGGACUACUUUUACGCCUGCGGGCUGCCGCCGGGCCUCGAGAGCUUCUUUUGCCUCCCCGACAUCACUGGGGAGGAGCUGAGGGUGGUCGCCCAGGGCGACCCCGCCUUUGGAUCCUUGUGGGGCUCCACGGCGGUCGCCCCCGCUAUGAAGGUAAUGCCGAUGGGGUGGGCUUGGAGUUUCUUCCUCGCGCAGGACGGGGACCGAGUUGGCCCUGCCCUGCCCUACUGCGACAACUUCGUUGCGGCUGCCUCGUCUCUCGCUCAGGCCGACGCUCUCCGAGAAGAUUGCAAGCGCCGGAUGACCUCGCUCGGUUUCGAGGUCCACGAGGAGGAGGCUGCCCGCCACUGGGCCGAGUCUUUGGGGUUCGCCAUCGACGGACUCACUGGGGAGCAUCGCCCUAGCCCUGUCAAGGAGCUCCGUGCUGCCGCUGCUCUGUCGCCCAUCGCACGGGCCAACAUGCGGCGGCCCUGGGCUUCUGAGGUGGAGGUGUUCGACGCCAGUCCUGCCGGCUGCGGGAUCAUGACGGCGGCCCUGCCCGAGGAGGUGGUCUCUGAGAUCGGGGAGGAGUCUUUCAGCAACGUUGAGUCCGUCCUCCCUCGCGACUGGUCUCGGCGACGCUGGCAGCCCGCGCAGGACUUCCCUGAGGUCCCGGCGUCCAUCUUCCAGGAUUUUGAUUGGCGCGGGUGCGUGGCCGGCCUCUGGAGAGACGAGGAGCAUAUCACUAUGCUUGAGGGGCGCACGGGGUUGAUAUCUGUGCGGCGUACCUGCCGGUCGCUGUCCAAUCGAGGCAAGCGGCAUCUCAAGAUAGGUGACAAUCUGGGUCUGAUCCUUGCCUUUGCCAAGGGACGUGCGGACAACUUCGGCUUGCUGAUGCCUUGCAGGAUCGCCGCAGCCGCGAGCGAGGCCUGGCCCGCCUCAAGCUUCUUCGAGGCUCGGGCUUGGGGCCACCCGCGGCAGCUCGCGUGGGUGAUGAGCCGGCUGCUGCCGCCUACAAAGGCCAAGCGGUCCCGUGGCGAGGCAUCUGCUGGUCUCCCACAGGGGCCCGCCGGCAGCCGCCCAGUCAAGGGGCCGCGGGUCUCACGGGUGCUGCAGGCGGGGGGCCGCGAGAUGCAGGAGGAGCUCGAGCUGAAGGGGAUCAUGGUGAGCCUCCUCGAGAUGAAGUCCGUCGGCAAGCAGUCGAUCCCCUACUAUCUCCAGAAGUUCAGGGAGUUCUUGGACUUCGUGGUCGACCACGGGUUCGACCUCCACAAGGGCGAGGACGUGGGCGAGGCGCUGGUGCAGCUGAUGGACUUGUUGUACUUGGAUGGGUGGCAGGUCGACCAGGGCGAGAAGCUGCUCGCGGCGGUGAAGCUCGGCAUCCCGCGCUUCUCCAGAGCAGGGCUGGGCGGCCUGCCGCGCGCGGCCCGCGCCCUCCGCGCGUUUCGGAAGGCCGCUCCCGUGGCCUGCCGCUUCGGGCUGCCGCACGCGUGGGUCGUCGCGAUCAUCGCGGCAAUGCUCUGGCGCGGGAGGCUGGAGAGCGCCCGCCGGGUGGUGGUGAUGCACGAUGCGUACCUGCGCACUGGCGAGGCGACGCGGCUCCGGGCCGAGGACUUCGCCCCACCGGUCGGAGACCAUCGCGGCCGCGAGCGCGGCGUGCUCAUCCUCGGCUCCUCGAGCGCCGGGGCCCCCGCCAAGACGGGCGUGCUGGACGACGCGGUCACCCUGUCGGACUGGGACUUUCCCACCAGCAAGGUACUGGAGCUUUUGAAGGCCCAGCGGGCCCCGCACGAGCCCCUGUUCGUCACGAAGCCCGCUGCCUUCAGGACGGACUUCGAUCAGGCGUGCCUCGACCUCGGGCUCGACAAGCGGAACCUCGCGAGCUACCAGCUCCGCCACAGCGGCCCGAGCCGAGACGCCCUCCUCGGGCGACGCACGCUUCCCGACAUCAUGAAGCGCGGCAGGUGGGCCACCCUCUCUUCAGUGAAAAGGCACGAGAGGCACGGAGUGAUGCAGAAGGCGCUGGCCAGCAGCUCGAAGGAGCUGCUCGACUUCGCCGCGGCUGUCGAGUCCUCCAUCGUGGGAGCGCUCCUUGGACGGCCGUCCCAGGUGGCCAAGCCGCCCCGUGCCUGA
Messenger RNA from Prorocentrum cordatum, 2227 nucleotides. The record is from the annotation of a GenBank genome assembly. NCBI's taxonomy places the organism in Eukaryota, Dinophyceae, Prorocentrales, Prorocentraceae.